Messenger RNA from Dicentrarchus labrax (European seabass), 3602 nucleotides. It is a transcript of the gene cd27, whose product is annotated as CD27 molecule. The record is from RefSeq and is a predicted model, not a curated record. Lineage: Eukaryota; Metazoa; Chordata; Actinopteri; Moronidae. Gene Ontology annotation, biological process: motor neuron apoptotic process; regulation of stress-activated MAPK cascade; extrinsic apoptotic signaling pathway in absence of ligand. The transcript has 7 exons. Gene Ontology annotation, molecular function: tumor necrosis factor receptor activity; protein binding. Gene Ontology annotation, cellular component: external side of plasma membrane; membrane raft; CD95 death-inducing signaling complex. Bases 2413 to 3099 code for a protein of 228 amino acids.
GAAGUAGUUGGUCACGAGCCUCAUUUAAAGGAAUUUGUGUGAGGCAGAGUUUGGCAAGAAGGCAUCUCCGAGAAAAACACACACUUUAACUACUGCAAUGUAACGAACAAGACAGGUGAGUCAGUGCAUAGCGUAUGCACAUCAUUCCUUACUUCACUCCUAGGUAAAAGAAGGUUGAAUGAGAUGCAGAAAUACUAAAUAAUAUAAAUAAUAAUAAGUUGCAAGAUUACCUUAAUUAACCCCUUCUUAAACUGCAUUCAAUAUCAUGAAAAUUCCAGGGAGAUAUCAGGAAUUUGCAAUUACAAAUUAAACAAAUACACAGGGAUAGAUAGAGAAACCAAUGGAUUUUAAGAAAUUGAAUUUUAAUUUCAUUUAAAUUAAUUUUUAAUGUAGAAGUCACAUAUAUUGAGAAAAAUAAAAUAAAUAUAGUAUUUCGAUGUCCAUAGUGAAAACUCUCCUUUAAUUUGGGUAAAUGUCUAUAAAGAGUAAGUGCAGACAAUGUAGAACUUGAUGCACAGUAAUUAUGGGCACCUUUAAUUAUGGUGACCAUAAUUAAAAGAAUAGGCUGGUACUUUAUUCAGCAGGCCAGCAGAGUGUAGCCUCACGUGACUUUGCUGGUACAGUACAUGAAAGAACUCAGUCAGCAGAGCAAGUCAAGCACUUCCUCAGAAAAACCACAUCCUUGAUCGCUCUCAUCCUCCUUCUCUCUCUCUCUCUCUCUCUCUCUCUCUCUCUCUCUAGCUGUAUAAUGGCAGUGUAAUACUUAACAUUGCCAUGUGGCGUACAGUCUUUUUAAGUAGGUCUUCUCAUACAUGCACGUGCAAGCACCCACACUGCUGAGUUUCAUACAGCCUGUGAGGUCAGCUGUGACAAUUGGACUGAGCUCUGAAUGAAUCUGCAUGUGGAUUUUGUUAAGUAUCUAUUUAUCUCAACACAACAUGGAUGACAUGUUCCUGGCAAAGAUCCCUCAGAAGUUCUAAUCUAAACAUACGAAUCGUUACAGUCACGCAUCCUAAUUCUGAAACCCCACUAAAGGCAUGACUAGGUAUAGAAUAGUCAGUUCAGAGGAGCUUUCAUGCUAAGUCAUCUCUCUUCCAGUCAUCACUGUACUUGCGCCACUCGCCGAGAGCCACACUUGGCCUUGGAGGCAGCCCCUUUCAGAUGCUGCUUCGUCAACCUUAGACCCCAUUUCACAGUUGACAGGAGGUCACGUGUUGUGGCCUGGUCUCUGUAAAAAAUGACAGGGGUGAUGUGAAGUGAACUAACAGCUGAAUGGUGGACAGGCUGAAGAAAAGCCUCAGAAAUCCUGCCACUAAGUGUCUAAUUCGGUUUGAGAUAAGGAUGUUGCUGAAGAAGAUACAAUUGUUACAAUUUACAGUUACAAUUUUCAAAAACAGACACUGGAAGUCAAGAAAAAUAUAUCACAAGAUUUAGAAAGUGUUUUGUAAAGAUCUUCGCAUAAAUGCAAAUUAGCUGGUUAUCACUAAUAAAGUUUUCACACCUUUAUUUAGUUUGUACUGUUUAGAAUGAAUUUCCCAGUGCAUAAUUUUUCUCUCAACUAGUUAUCUUAGCACCACACAUGAAAAGUAUCAUGGUCUCCCCCAGUCUCCAUAUUAAAAUCAGUUAAAAGUAGGGAUAUUUUUUCAGGGGAUACGAUAACUGAAAAUUUCCCAUUUUUGUAUCUUAAAAAGUGAAUAACCUGUAGUUUAUGAACACUUGAUGGCAAGAGAGGUAAGAUAUAGUGAGCAAAGAUUGACGUUUCAUUAUUCCAUAACUUUUAUAUUGACGAUAUGGAUUUUCAACAAAAUUCAUAAGAUUAAAAACCACGUCUAACAAAGCUUAAACUUGAGCCGACAAUAAGUUAACUAAUAAGACACAUUCACAUAACUUUCUUUCUGGGUUUUGCAGUGAUGGAUGAUGUGGUGAUCAUGUCAUUGUUUUUUGAGCUGCAGACCUCUUCUUACUACCGUCAUCCACAGCAUAAUCCUUGAAUACAAAUUGCAUUACUUUUGGGGUAGCUCCCUCCAAGAAAGCUGUGUUGUGUGUUGUCCUAUGGCGGUCUGCUGCAUCCUGGUAAGUUGCCAAGUUUGCAUGCAUUACACUAGAAACCACUCAUUCAUGUUUCAAAAACAAAAGAUGAUUUUUGACAUUUAUAAUAAGGUGACUAAUUUCCCUGUUUAAUUAAGAAUUUUGGUCUUAUCUUUGUAUUUGGUAUUGUUAAUAGAAAUCUCCUUUUAUCACUCACUCCUGUGUCAUAAAGUUACAGCACUGCAUCAUCAGCAUAUUGUCAUUUCCUGGAAUAAUGUUUAUCUCCUCAACAGCUUUCUGUAAGAGCAACAGGAUGGCUGGAAGUUAAAUGAGUGUCUCACACUCAGAGGGUCCCUGGUUACAUCUCCUCUCACCUUCUCGUCCAUGAUGCAGCUACUCUGUCAUUUUGCCUUUACCUUCCUGUGCAGUCUGUCUUUCUUCUCUGCUGUGCUUUCCUUACAGUGCGAUGACACACAAUAUUCCUGGCCAGUGAUAGACUCCAAGUUUUGCUGUAACAAGUGCCCGCCAGGUAAGGCUUUGGCUCGGCGUCUAAAUACCGAAUGUCAAACUGAGUGUAAAACAUGCGAGGAUGACCAUUACGCUGAUACCUACAACGUGGAGCUAUACUGCAAACAUUGUACAAGUUGCAAUAAACCAAACAUGGAGUAUAUGUCAGCCUGUAACAGCACCCAUGACUCCGUGUGCAGAUGUAAAGCUGGCUAUGAAUGCAGAGAACAACCCUGCAAAAUGUGUGUGCCAAUACCAAUCACCACCAAACCUACAACCACACCCACCACCACAGCCACACCCAGCACCACACCCAAAACCUCUUCAUCCACUACAGUUCUUACAGAUACAGCAUGGUUCCUGGUGAUAAUUAUCCUCCUGUCUGUAAUACUCAGCUUUUUUGGUAUAACAAAAAUGAAGCCCUUUCUGCACUGGAUCAGAUCAAAGCACGGCUACCUUUUGGCUAAAACACCUGCACCAAUGCCACCAUUCCAAGAGGACGACAGUGUAUCCAAGCCUGUCCAGGAAGUAUGUGGGAAAUGUGACCAACCUCUUGACGUAUGAUGGGUUAAAGACUAGAUCCUGAACUUAAACUUGAACUUUAGAAAAAUUUCACUGGCGGACAAUUAGUGACACGUGGCAGAUGUAAAACAUCUCUUGUUGCUUUGGACAUUUAUGAUAAAUGGAGGCAAACGAAAUGUCACUUGGUCCAUGCUGACGUAUGGAACCACAGAAAGACUGAUGCUGUUUCCUGAGAGGAAACAUGAGUGUUUGACAUCUGUGACGUUACAAUGGUUAAAGUGUAUAAAAUCGAGGAGAUUAAGCAUCUGAAAUCUCGAAAAUCUGGAAAUACAGUGUGACACUGGUGGUUAUGCAUGAGACAGAAAUUGUGCAGUGUGUUGAUAAACUGGUAUGUACUUUAGUACACAGAAUUUAAAGAUAUUCUUUAUAUGUGUAUAUAUACUUUUUUUCUGUUUUGCAGUUGGAUUAUACACAUCACAUGUGAAUGUUUUUAACUUGAUACAUUUCUACUUUGUUUUGUUAAUAAAACUUUAUUGUAAUCAAAA